This is a messenger RNA of Musa acuminata subsp. malaccensis (wild Malaysian banana), 1518 nucleotides long. Its product is annotated as pathogenesis-related thaumatin-like protein 3.5. The record is from RefSeq and is a predicted model, not a curated record. Gene Ontology annotation, biological process: defense response. Gene Ontology annotation, cellular component: extracellular region. NCBI's taxonomy places the organism in Eukaryota, Viridiplantae, Streptophyta, Magnoliopsida, Zingiberales, Musaceae.
UCCCCCUGCCUGCAGAACUCCCCCACUCCGGAGCCUGAUAUCUUCUCACUCCAAACGGUCCUGUCCCUUCCGAGGGUGUGAGGAGAAUACACAGGCGAAAUGGCGAGACUUGUGUUCGUUCUCUCGUUCCUUCUCUUCUUGCUAUCAGGGGCUAUGGCUGCAACCUUCACCUUGACAAACAACUGCGAGUACACCGUAUGGCCCGGCGUGCUUUCGAGCGCUGGCACGGCCCCGCUGUCCAUAACGGGAUUCGCGUUGCAGCAGGGCGAGUCGCGCAGCCUCGACGUGCCCGCUGCAUGGUCCGGCCGCUUCUGGGGCCGCACCCUCUGCGCCGCCGACGCCAGCGGCAAGUUCAGCUGCGGCACCGGCGACUGCGGGUCCGGCGCGGUGGAGUGCUCCGGCAGCGGUGCUGCCCCCCCCGCCACCCUCGCGGAGUUCACGCUCGACGGCAGCGGUGGGAUGGACUUCUACGACGUCAGCCUCGUGGACGGAUACAACCUGCCGAUGCUGGUGGUGCCGCAGGGCGGCUCCGGCGGUGCCUGCAGCUCCACGGGCUGCCUGGUGGACCUUAAUGGGGUCUGCCCGUCGGACCUCAAGGUGGUGCUCCCGACCUCCGAAGGGGGCAGCGAAAGCGUGGCGUGCCGGAGCGCGUGCGAGACCUUCGGGUCGCCGCAGUACUGCUGCAGUGGCGACUACGGGAACCCCAACACCUGCAAGCCGUCUUCCUACUCCCAGUUCUUCAAGAACGCGUGCCCCCGGGCGUACAGCUACGCCUAUGACGACGCCACUUCCACUUUUACCUGCGCCUCCGCCAACUACCUCAUCACCUUCUGCCCCAGCACCACGAGCCAGAAAUCGUCGGACUCGAAUCCGGAGGCGGCAGGCAUUCCGUCGAGCAACAACAGUACCAUGAUCUACAGCAGCGAGGAAGUCAGCCACGCCACGCCCACGGUGCCGCGCGUGGCCGUCGCCCUUGCCCUCGCCGUUGUCGCCUUGUGUCUCGGCUUUUAGCGCGGCGGCCGCGCCGAGGCCACUGGCGGGCCCAGGGUUCACAUGCCCUCUGCCACUUCUGGGACGCCUAAGACUACCACCAAUCACAUUGUAACGUAACCAGAGCGAGAAGGAGUGGGAGAGACGUUACCGGUGGGGACGCCAAGCUGCCAUCCAUCUCCCAUCGCUCAGUUCCCUCGUCCUCUCCAACGCUCACAUAAGAUCAUGAACAAUACUGGAUCUCGCCUCAUCUUGCUUGCCUCGUGAUUGGAGUCGGCGAUGAAGACCGGCUCUAUCUUUACGCGAGUCUUGAAGCUGACAUGCGUCGGAGCUGCUACUGCUUGCCUUCUAAUCAUCUUCUCAGCGGUUGGGUCAUUCUUUGAUCUCUCUAGUUAGCUUUUGGGUUAUAUUUUGGUUUAUUUGAGUCGCUUUCCGGGAUGGAUGGGGACAUCCUUACGGUAGGAAUUAUAUGUUUUUCUUUCUUUGUUGCUAAGAACCAUUAAAAUAUAUUAUUUAUUAAGACGUUCA